GUCACAAAGGCACACAGGUCACGAUCCGUUCCUCUCAGUUAAUCAGUGGUCAUGUCGUUCGACCAGGACAUCUGCUUUCUCUGCAAAGAAGACCUCAGGGACCCUGUGUCCAUUCCUUGUGGCCACAUUUUCUGCUCCAUUUGCCUCAGAACCUAUUGGGACCAUGCAGACCAUACGGGUCAGUACCUGUGCCCACAGUGCAGGGUCAGCUACAACAAGAGGCCUGCACCACGUCGCCUGCAGACCUCAAGGAGUUUGUCCGCCGUUAAGCUUUCCGAAGCCGCCCCUCCGGCCCCUCCAUCUCCAGAUUACAACUAUGCCGGAGCAAGAGAUGUGGCGUGUGACAUCUGCAUUGGAAAGAAGCUUAAAGCUGUCAAGUCUUGCCUCAUGUGCCUAGCUUCGUACUGCGAGAAGCAUCUAAAGCCCCACUAUGAGUCUGCUACGUUCAAGAGGCACAAGCUGGUGGACGAGAUCGGGCAUCUGGAUCGGCAGAUUUGCCCUCAGCACCAGAAGGGAUUGGAGCUUUACUGCCGCACCGAUCAGAUGUGUAUCUGUGUGUUAUGCACCGUGAAGGAGCACAAGGGCCAUGACAUGGUGUCGGCUGAACAGGAACGGAACGAGAUGCAGCAACGUCUGGGUGCCACACAAGCCGAGAUCCAGGAGAAGAUCCACGACAGAGUGAAACAGAUGGACGAGUUGAAGCAAGCUGUGGAAGCACUGAAGAACUCAGCGACGAGGGCACUGCAGGAGAGCGAGAAACUUUUUGGAGACAUGCUCCACAGCAUUGAGAGGAUGCAGCAGGAAAUGGCUAAACUGAUUUCAUCCAAUAAGAAAUCGGCGCUUAAUACCGCCGAGAGCCACAUGGACCGUCUGAGCCAAGAGAUCACCGACCUAAAGAGGAGAGACAACGAGCUAACUCAGCUGUCACGCACCGAGGACCACAUUCACUUCAUCCAGAGUUAUCACAUGAUUGAUGCUCAGACAGAUGCUGAAGAGCUGCCCACGGUCAGCGUCAACCCAUACUUCUCCUUCGGCUCGGUCACUAAGGCUGUUUCUGAGCUGAAGCAGCAUCUGAACGAGUAUGGCAAUGAGGAGCUGGUCAAAGUGGCCACCACAGUGAACAAAAUGCCUUUCUGUCAACUAGAUGAUCGAAAGGGGAGGAAGUCUAUCAAGGCUGAUGAAGUUGACGUGUCUAAGGUGCAGAGGACCCUAAGUUCAGCGCCUCGCAGCCAGGCACCUCGCACCAGGGACGAAUUUCUCAAAUAUGCCUGCCAGCUAACUCUCGACCCAAACACAGCGUACAAACAGCUCUACCUCUCGAGAAGCAACAGGAAAGCUGCACUGAAAAGAGACCCCCAGUCCUACCUCGAGAGCCCAAAUAGGUUUGACUGCCUCCCUCAGGUGCUGUGCAAGGAAGCCCUGUCCAGUGGUGCAUACUACUGGGAAGUGGAUUGGAGCGGAGAGGGUGUCUCCCUUGGCAUCACAUACAAAGGCAUCAAGAGAACUGGCUAUGGGGAUUCAGCCCGCAUUGGCUACAACCGUAAAUCCUGGAGCCUUUUUUGCUCUGAUUCCAGCUACUCGGCUCGCCACAGCAAAGAUCAGGUGGAGAUCAAUGCACCCUACUCUUCUCGUAUUGGGGUUUUCUUGGACUAUGAUUCUGGCACUCUGUCCUUCUAUAGCGUGGCUGAAACCAUGUCACUUAUACACCAGUUUAAAGCCUCCUUUGCUGAGCCUGUUUAUCCUGGCUUCUGGGUGUGGUAUGAGUCUGCCAUCUGUAUCUGUCAGCUUUAGUUUUGCUGCAUAGUCUACUUGGUUAGCUGUGUUUUGUACAUGUACAUGUAACAUGUACAUGUAAAAGUUUAAAACAGAUUUUUUGGGUCUGUAUUUUUCCUGUAAUUAAGUUAUUUACAGUGUGAUAUCAUGGGCCAUUAAAUAAGUGACAUUGUUGGCCUCACAUUAUUGAGGAUUUUUAUUAUAUUAUU
Messenger RNA from Trichomycterus rosablanca, 1982 nucleotides. RefSeq names its product finTRIM family, member 83 (gene ftr83). The transcript has 7 exons. Lineage: Eukaryota; Metazoa; Chordata; Actinopteri; Siluriformes; Trichomycteridae. Bases 52 to 1791 code for a protein of 579 amino acids. Gene Ontology annotation, molecular function: zinc ion binding; protein binding. The record is from RefSeq and is a predicted model, not a curated record.